AUGGCCCAUACACAGAUUUAUUACUCAAACAAGUAUUUCAACAAGCACUACAAGUAUCUCCAUGUCAUGUUGCCCAGAGAACUGUCCAAACAAGUACCCCAAACUCAUCUGAUGUCUGAAGAGGAAUGGAGAAGACUUGGUGUCCAACAGAGUCUAGGCUCGGUUCAUUACAUGAUUCUUGAGCCGGAACCACAUAUUCUUCUGUUUUGA
This is a messenger RNA of Octodon degus (degu), 210 nucleotides long. Its product is annotated as cyclin-dependent kinases regulatory subunit 2-like. Gene Ontology annotation, molecular function: protein kinase binding; cyclin-dependent protein serine/threonine kinase activator activity; ubiquitin binding. Gene Ontology annotation, cellular component: cyclin-dependent protein kinase holoenzyme complex; SCF ubiquitin ligase complex. The transcript is spliced from 2 exons. The record is from RefSeq and is a predicted model, not a curated record. NCBI's taxonomy places the organism in Eukaryota, Metazoa, Chordata, Mammalia, Rodentia, Octodontidae. The coding region runs from base 1 to 210 and encodes 69 amino acids. Gene Ontology annotation, biological process: regulation of mitotic cell cycle.